AUGCACUUUUGCGACUCGGUGCUGUACCCGUUUGGUUCGAUUCCUGCCCCGUGUUACGUGGCGAUCGCCGUCUGCUACUUGUGCACGGGAGACGCUCCGAUCUACGCUCGUCUAACGAAGUUCCUAUACUCUUUCUUGCCCGUGACGUUCUGCUGUUGGGUGCUGAAUCUGCUGCCAACCGCGCAGUCGACAACAACGACGUGUGGCGUGCGCAGUAGGCAGGCAUGGCUUUCGUUGUCGUUUAUUACGAUGCUGGCAGUUUUUGAGGCCUUCCAGGCGCGCGUGACGGGGAAGGACAAGUCAUGGGCAAACACGGGCGCUGGCCAGAAGACGUCGUGGACGGAAAUUCCGAACGUGCUCUUUACUGGGGCUGGGACCACACUGCUUCCACCUCUAUGGCAAGUCUACUACGCGGGCAAUCUCGAGGGGGCCCAAGGCAUCGUAGCAGGCACGAAUGACCCGGCGGCGACGCAGACCGGAUCGUGUCGCGAAGGCAUAGACGAUGUUUGGCCAACGAAGGAGAAGGAGGCACAGGAUGCGAUGCAUGCCGAGUGA
Hyaloperonospora brassicae is the source of this 555-nucleotide messenger RNA. The record is from the annotation of a GenBank genome assembly. Lineage: Eukaryota; Oomycota; Peronosporomycetes; Peronosporales; Peronosporaceae.